UCUGGCAACCCUACAGCCAUCAUCGUGUUCAUGAGUUCUGAGCGGGAACAACGAAGUGAACCAUGGCCACAAAACAGGAAUUCCGUGACAGGAUUGUCAAAAAUAAGGUCUUCCUCGUGGAGACUUUAUGUGAAGAGGCCGACAUCAUCAUGCAGCAUGUGCAGCAGCUGAAGCUUCUUACUCAGCGUGAGUACAGGAACAUCAGAGACGUCCAGAACAGAGAGAAGAUGAUCAUCGACCUACUUGACAAACUCCUGAGCAAGGGAGACGAAACCUGUUGCAAAUUCAUAGACCUCUUAAGACAGGACAGUAUUCUGGAGACCUUUCCGAUGUUGAAGUGUCAUGCCAUUUUUGCUCCCUCAGCCAAUGCACAGGACACCAGCCUGAAAUAUCCACUGCAGGAGACCUCAGAGCUGGGACAAUACAAAAUAACGCAAAUUCCACGCGGUAUCUGUGUAAUCUUCAACAAUGUACAUUUUGCAACCAUGAAUGAAAGGAAUGGAUCAGAUGAGGACCAAGAAUCUCUCGACAAAGUUUUCCGCUGGUUGGCGUUUGAGGUGGUGGUGCACAGGAAUAAAACUGCUGCUGAAAUGCAGGAUCUCCUGAAGGACCUGGGCAAGACAGUAGAUGGAGACUGCUUCAUAUGCUGCGUCCUCAGCCAUGGCAGCAAGGACGGAGUCUAUGGAACUGACGGUCGUGUUGUCACUGUUGAUGAAAUACGUGAACCUUUCAAUGGCAUUAACUGCCAGAGGCUAGCUGGCAAGCCCAAAGUGUUUUUCAUACAGGCAUGUCGUGGAAAAAAGAAUCAAAGUCUUGUGAAAGUCCAAGCAGAUGGUCCAGAAGGAGCAGAAUCAGAGAUUGAAGUGGACGCUGACGGCUUUGAAAUCUCAAUCCCAGCCGAUUCAGAUUUCCUGAUUGCCAGGUCGACCACUGAAGGUCACUACUCCUACAGAAAGCCAGAAAUAGGCUCCUGGUUUAUUCAGUCCCUUUGCCAACAGCUAAAGAAGCAUUGUCCACAGGGUACAGACUUACAGACAAUCCUGCUUUGCGUGAAUGAUGACGUCAGCCGUCAGGGAAUUAAUUGCAAACAGAUGCCCGUCCAGGAAGUCGCAAUGAGGAAGAAACUGAUUCUUCCUGUGUCUGCUUAAGAGUACUGAAACCUCCUGCUGUGCAUACCGUGUAAUGCCCUAAUGGUGAUCGUGUUAUGUAAUUUGGCUAGAUGAAACUUUUUUUAUCUUUUCUAAUCUGACUCGUGUUUUUGUAAAUUCACUUAUGAGGGAAUCUCGGGAAAAACCCAAUAGCUGAGCCUUUGUGAAAGUGUUCUUAAAAGUUGUCAUUUUUGUGCAAAUCAGGACCAGAACUGUUUACAUGAAGGGAAUCAUGAGCCACAUUUUAUAAUGAUUUAUGAUUAUAAUAAAUUACAGUGCAUUUUUUUAUUUUACAAAUGUUCUUUAUGUUUUGUUUUGUUCAUGAAUAAAAAAGUCAUCCAAUUUUUAUAAUACAAUAAUCUUUACAACAUGGUGCAUUACUGAAUGUACAAAGAAAUACUUCUUACUUUAUAUUACCUACAGUCAUGGCAAUAAAUAGUCAACACAUAAACAUGCUAUCUGGUUGACCAACAGAUGGAUAAUUGCUUAUGGCAGUAUGCAUUUUCUCAUUGAAAAAUAAAGUGUCAGCAAAAUUCAAAUAUAAUUACAUUCAAGUAUUUGUCCACACAGCUGGCUUGAAUAUACUGAACAAAGCAUGUAAACAAUAACACAGACACAUUCCUUUGUAACGUAUCCCUGUAACCGCCCUGUAUCUGUUGAUCGAUUAUACACAUUAAUAAAGCUUACCUGAAAGCUUGAGCUUAAUUUUGUGGUUGUUUCUUCUAUGCAAUAUUUAGCUGAUGCAAAUGUGAAUCUCAAACAUACUCUAUAAUCUCUAUCACAACAGCAGAAUACUGUUGAGUAAUCAUUAAAGGGACAGUUCACACAAAAAUGGAAAUGCUCUCAUCAUGUACUCACUCUCAUGCUAUCCCAGAUGUGUCUGACUUUCUUCUGCAGAACACACAUUAAGAUUUUUAGAAGAAUAUCUCAGCUCUGUAGGUCCAUAUAAUGCAAGAGAAUGGGUGCUGAAACUUUGAAGCUCCAAAAUCCACAUAAGGGCAACAAAAAGUAGGUUACAAUGGGAUAAAUUGAUUCUCCAUUGAUUUAAUUUUUUCCCAAAUCACUAAAUAGUAACAAAAACUACCACAUGGCUUUCCUAAACACCUGUUUGUCACUUUACACUGCAAAAGUUCCCUGAUCCAUGAGAUCAUUGUGUCUAACAC
Messenger RNA from Xyrauchen texanus (razorback sucker), 2311 nucleotides. Its product is annotated as caspase-8-like. The coding region runs from base 63 to 1148 and encodes 361 amino acids. The record is from RefSeq and is a predicted model, not a curated record. NCBI's taxonomy places the organism in Eukaryota, Metazoa, Chordata, Actinopteri, Cypriniformes, Catostomidae. Gene Ontology annotation, biological process: proteolysis; negative regulation of extrinsic apoptotic signaling pathway via death domain receptors. The transcript is spliced from 6 exons. Gene Ontology annotation, molecular function: cysteine-type endopeptidase activity.